UCCGGCGCCGAUACACUCACUUUACAAGACAAUAGCACGACAACACAAUUACAGGAGGAUAUACGAAGCACGCCGUACCUGCCGCAAUAUCGUCCACUAUUGGGUUCCGCACGGCUAGAAUGCUGCAGCGGUGGGUUAACCAUCAACAAGGGCUCCACAGAGCAGUUUGAUCUCUCUUUUUCCAUGGAUUAGCACUUUGUGGUGAUUUUAUUUUUGCAGCUGUAGCCUAGAAGUGAAAAUGACGAUAACUUCACUACUGCAUCUACCGCGGGAAUUGCGAGAUCAGAUAUACGAUUACACACUCGCGCUCCCGGACAAUAGGACUGAACAUGCUCUGCGCAUCGAGCGCCGCAACGUUAGACAGUUCCGGCCGACCCCGGCUUCCAUCCUCCUCAUUCUCCGCCAUGAAUAUCUUCUGCUCAACCGCCAAGUUGCCAGCGAAGCAACUGAAGUGCUUUUCAAGCACCACACCAUUCAUUUCAGUUGCGGUCCCUGGGUAUUGAAGACGCUACUCACCAGAAUCGAGCAUGAACACUCCCAAAUGGGCAAGCAAUGGCUCCGAUGGAUGAAGAAUAUCGAGCUAAACUGGACUACGUUUCCAAAUCUAAGAUUGUACCCGCCUGCAGAGGAAUCCAGAAAGGGCUAUUGGGGGGAAGAGCACGACGAGUAUGAGAUCGAUGUUGAUUAUGUUCGAGGUGCGCAGUCGGACUCCCACUACGACGAGUAUGAUUUCGAUGGAGAGGCAUACAACGAUAACCUGUAUGCCCCGAAUGAUGGUAGCCUGUAUCCGUCCUUCAGCCAACCCCCCGAUCCUAUGGAUCCCUUCGGCUUCUCCACCCACUACCCAUUCACAGACCCGACACAUGAACCCGUGGACGAAGCCGGUGGAACCGACGACAUCGAAGUGCGGUUGGAAAAGCUCGUAGAACAGGAGGUGGUCCCGCUCUUUGAUUAUCUCGCCAGCCCAACCUUUGCGCUUUCGACCAUAACGUUUCCGCUCUACUUCAUCGCCCGACGGACAUAUCACCACCAGAAUAUCACCCAAGCCGACACUGCACUACCGCUCAAGCUUUGGUACUGGAUUCGACUGGCCAUAUGCGCAUUGCGCACGCUUUUACAACCGGGAAGACAGGGCGGCAAUUCACCCUUCGACGCAGUCAGAGUCAGGUACAUUCCGUGGGACAUAUGGGCCUCGAUGGAUCCUUCCGAUAACUUAGCUGGAUUGGUGAAGAAGGGCCUGUGGAACGACGCUCACGACAAUCAUGGCAUUGGGACUGGAUGGGAUGUUUUUCAGACCAUCAGAUUGGGCCUGGAGGCUACGGGAAUUGACGUCACGAAAGAGUGCGUUACUGAGGUCCGCUUGAUCAGGUGGCAGGGGGAUUUAGACAGUCGGAGGGUGGGGGAUGAACUGGAAAUAUCGUUCAGAAGAGCAUCUUCGCACUAACUGGCGGACAGCCUUCUCCCAGUCUAAUUUCUAUACUUUCCCUCCAUAGUUUCCACAUUGCAAAAGAAGGAGAAGGAAUUUGGGCAUCGAGGCAACGCACAUGGAACAUUACAAGUUCACACCAAUUGAAUGAUAGCCAGAAGUCGUGAUACUUUCAAUAAAUGAACUGCAU
This is a messenger RNA of Aaosphaeria arxii CBS 175.79, 1616 nucleotides long. RefSeq lists its product as uncharacterized. Lineage: Eukaryota; Fungi; Ascomycota; Dothideomycetes; Pleosporales. The record is from RefSeq and is a predicted model, not a curated record. The transcript has 2 exons. The coding region runs from base 239 to 1444 and encodes 401 amino acids.